Molecule: messenger RNA, 657 nt
Organism: Penicillium pulvis
Lineage: Eukaryota; Fungi; Ascomycota; Eurotiomycetes; Eurotiales; Aspergillaceae
Product: ETC complex I subunit
Exons: 3
Coding region: 1-657 (218 amino acids)
Biological process (GO): electron transport chain
Source: RefSeq, a predicted model, not a curated record
AUGUCGCUCUUCAGAAUUGGAGGGGCUGCUGGCCUCCGAAGCACCCGUCUUCUUGUCCCUCUCAAUGCCCGCUUCGCCUCGAAUGUCGUCCAGGGUACUCCUGCCGUCAAGACCAACGCCUCAGAGGCUCCCACCACGACUCACAGUGGUAGCUCUCUGAUCAACAAGGAGAACCCUUCCGAGGCUAUGACCCGUCACCAGCCUGACUAUGAGGCCACAAUUGACCACGCAACUUCACUAUUCUCCCCGGUUCCCAAGCGCGUCAUGGAUGGAAGUGAGCCUGGUGACACUCUGCCCGCUGCUGUCCUCUCUGGCGCCCCGACCGACCUCCAGGCCCGCACUGUCAGAAUCUUCCGUUCCGCAAAGCCGGCUACUCAAUCUGGUACCUGGCACUCUCACCACUGGCGCAUGGAUUGGGAUAUUCUGCAGAAGGGUCACCGUUGGGAGAACCCUCUGAUGGGAUGGCAGUCAUCUGCGGAUAGCAUGCAGGGUACCAACAUCAAGUUCAAGUCGAAGGAGGAUGCGAUCGCCUUUGCCCAGAAGCAGGGCUAUGAGUACUUCGUUCAGGAGCCUAAUGAGCGCCGCGUCACCCCCAAGGCUUAUGCGAACAACUUCGUUUUCGAGCCUAAGAAGCUCAAGCACAUCAAGACCAAAUGA